Messenger RNA from Nerophis ophidion (straightnose pipefish), 2616 nucleotides. RefSeq names its product SH2 domain-containing protein 3C-like. NCBI's taxonomy places the organism in Eukaryota, Metazoa, Chordata, Actinopteri, Syngnathiformes, Syngnathidae. Gene Ontology annotation, biological process: positive regulation of peptidyl-serine phosphorylation; small GTPase-mediated signal transduction. Gene Ontology annotation, molecular function: guanyl-nucleotide exchange factor activity. The record is from RefSeq and is a predicted model, not a curated record. The coding region runs from base 1 to 1248 and encodes 415 amino acids. The transcript is spliced from 6 exons.
AUGACGGGCUUGUUUAGCUUGGUCGGGACUCCAGAUAUCCACCCAUCGCCUUCUUUGUCCGCAGAUCUGCCGUCCAGAAGCUCGACCCCUUCCCUCGCAGGAAGUGGGGGGCCAGUCGUUUCCUGCACGGCGCCCGCCAGCGCUCCAGCCCUGCGGCCGGAAGCGGAGCGGGAUGGCGUGCAGCCGGAUGCGGAUGGCAGCUUUUACACAGAGCUAUACCCGGGCCCGCAGAGCUUCGUGGAAAGGCUGAGUGCGGAGGAGCGCCCGCCGGUGGCGGAGGGCGUCCACUUCCCUCCCGUGGUGGAGACGGUGUCCUCCAUCAGGCCCGCCGGGUACCGGUCGGCGCUGAUGCCCGCAGAGAACAAGCCUCUGGAAGUGGGCAUUCUGCAGAAGGUGAAGGCCAUCUUAGCCCAGGUGGACCCAAAGACGGCAGCACGGCACAUCACCAAGUGCGACUGCACGUUGGCUCGGAUACUGGAGGUGCGGCCGGAGGUGCAGAGGAUAAUGGGAGUCAGCUCUGGAGUGGAGCUGCUCACGCUGCCGCACGGCCAACGCCUCCGAUUGGACCUGCUGGAGAGGCUGCACGUCAUGGCCACCACGCUGGCCGUCAACCUGCUGGGCUGUACCGGCACCGCCGAGGAGCGGGCGGGCCUGCUGCACGGGAUGAUCCGGACGGCGGCCGAGCUCAAGAACAACAUGGGCAACAUGUUUGGCUUCGCCGCCGUCAUGAGGGCGCUGGAGCUGCCGCAGGUGACGCGUCUGGAGCACACCUGGGCGACAUUACGCCAGCGGCACACAGAGGGCGCCAUUCUCUACCAGAAAACUCUGCGGCCCUUCAUGAUGAGGCUGAAUGAAGGCAAAGAAAGCUGUCCUCUGUCCAGCACCAGCUUCCCGCACGUCCUGCCCCUCCUUUACCUGCUGGAGAGAGGCGUGGCGCUGGGUGAGGGGGCGGAGCCUUGGGAGACGGCGGAGGAUGGCGUGGACGUGGUCAUGUUGCAUCUCGAGGCGGCCAGGACCGUGGCACAACUAGGCGACGUCUACAGGUCCAACGCUGAGAGCAAACUGCAAGGUUUCCAGGAGCAGGACGACAUCUUGGAAGUGUUCCGGACCGACUUCCAGAUGAGGCUACUGUGGGGGAGCAGGGGCGCCGUGGAGAGCCAGGCGCCGCGCUACGCCAAAUUCCAGCAGGUGCUGACGGCUUUGUCCAACAGGCUGGAGCCGCCCGCGCCCCAGGCCACAAAAACCUGACUUGGGACUCCCGCCAAGACAUCAAUACGCCGUUUUUUAAACGGUCCCCACAAUGUCUGUUUCCGUGACUCGAGUGUGUGACGUGUCAAACAUGCAAUAUGCCGUUUUUUAGACGGUCCCCACAAGGUCUGUUCCGACGACUCGAGUGUGUGAAGUGUCAAACAUGCAAUAUGCCGUUUUUUAGACGGUCCCCACAAGGUCUGUUCCGACGACUCGAGUGUGUGAAGUGUCAAACAUGCAAUAUGCCGUUUUUUAGACGGUCCCCACAAGGUCUGUUUUUUAGACGGUCCCCACAAGGUCUGUUCCGACGACUCGAGUGUGUGACGUGUCAAACAUGCAAUAUGCCGUUUUUUAGACGGUCCCCACAAGGUCUGUUCCCAUGACUCGAGUGUGUGAAGUGUCAAACAUGCAAUAUGCCGCUUUUUAGACGGUCCCCACAAGGUCUGUUCCCAUGACUCGAGUGUGUGAAGUGUCAAACAUGCAAUGUGCCGUUUUUUAGACGGUCCCCACAAGCUCCGUUCCCCCAGAAGGUGUGUGAAGUGUCCAACAUGGGUACUCACAAGAAACUGUUUGUUCUCUGGGAUCCCGAGUGAGGGUGUGGUCCUCGGUUGUCACGUGACGUCCGGAAAACGUUGCAGACCGCACGUUCUAGCGCAGAACUUUGCCGAGCAUGUUUGUUGACGUUGUGAAGGCUGGACCUCCACGACACGCCAACAGUAUCGCAUUAUUCCCAAAACGUAAUCCUACAUUCCAUUAGCAUGUGACUAUUGGAACAGUUAGCAUUUUUGCAAGAAAGAGAUAUGUCUCAAAACCCAUGAAUUGUAGGUUUAUACAAAUAAAUUAGCAAUUUUUUUUAGCAUAAAACAUUAGCAUGUUAAUGUUAGUGUGUUAUAAUAGGUACCGUUAGCAUACUUGCAAGAAGGAGUCAGUAGAAAUGUUGAUGGGCCUGCUAUCUGUGCUGUGAGCCUCUGGCCCCCAGGUUGAUUGAUGUUAAACAGCUAGCAUACAACGUUAGCGUGUUAUAAUAUGUACGGUUAGCAUACUUGCAAGAUUUGUCUCAAAACCCAUGAAUUUUAGGUUUACACAAAUAAAUUAGCAAAAAUGUUUGCAUAAAACAUUAGCAUGCUAAGGUUAGCGUGUUAUAAUAGGAACAGUUAGCAUCCUUGCAAGGAGUCUCUGUAGAAAUGUAAACAAAAGGUUUAUGUUUGAAUCCCAAAGUGAACUUAAACACUGGUCUUUUUUUUCCUCUCAAUUAUUUAACAAACAAAACAAGUUUGAUAACAUUUUAUUAAGGGAAUAAAAGUGUCUUUUUUUAGACAUUUGUGUCAUUUUAACAUCAUUAUGUGAUUUUCACGGACUGAUGACUUG